CGGACUAAAUCGCCAUUGCCAUUUUCUGAUUUGCCACAGAACAUAAAUCAAAUGACCCCGAUAAAUAUUUGUAGGUUUACGUGCUGUCCUUGCCCGACCAAGACCGUUCGGCCGUUUACUAUCAGAUUACCGUCAUUCAAGAACAAAACGAUAUCGCCAUUUAAUCCCCAAUGUCGUGAAACACUGAAUUUUUGUUAAUGAGCUUUAGAACCAUACCGUCUCCCCCUCCAUUUCAAUCUAAUCAUGAGGGAAGACGGGGAACCAGAAAACCGUAGCUAAAUCCGAGAAAAGAUGAAGCUCAGCUGCUCUGUUUUUUCUGCUGGUCGUAUUCCAUCUCUUUUUGCCCAUCUAUCCAAACCCAUUUGCUCUUCUACAAAAUCCUCAUCAACAACCUUCUGUCCGCGAAAACUCAAAACCCCACUCUUUUUAAGGCCACCCACAUACUCAACCUCUUUAUCCGACCUCAAAAAAUGGCAUGACUGGGCUAAAAAACUUGCUUCCUCAAUUGGGAACUCUUUUGUUGACUUAGAUAAUGGCCCGGACUCCAGUCUUCUUUGUAGAGAACUCAAAUGGCUAAUAGAAGACUCACUUGAAGACCCUUCACUGAUAUCUCAACUGGGUAUUGAAAAUCACUCCAUGGAUGUUAGGUUAAGGGCAUGUUUGGAUGAACUAUAUGUUCUUUGGAGGCAGAGAAUUGAGGAGAGGAGACCUUUUCAGUAUAUUGUUGGGUGUGAGCACUGGAGGGAUUUGGUGUUGAGUGUAGAAGAAGGGGUCCUGAUUCCCAGGCCUGAAACUGAAUUAAUUGUUGAUUUGGUGAAAGAUGUGAUUUUGAAUUGUGGAGAGUUGAAAGAAGGUUUGUGGGCAGAUUUAGGGACUGGUAGUGGUGCUAUUGCGAUUGAUAUUGGCAGGAUUUUGGGAAAUCAGGGAAGAGUAUUUGCUACUGAUAUAAGUCGAGUCGCAGUUUCUGUCGCCACUGAUAAUGUAGAGAGAUAUGGCCUGCAGGUUUGUGAAGAAAUUAUAAUUACAAGGGAUUAUUGUGUAGUACUUGCAUCUUUUUCAAAUUAAAAAAAAAAAAAGGAA
Messenger RNA from Jatropha curcas, 1080 nucleotides. The record is from RefSeq and is a predicted model, not a curated record. NCBI's taxonomy places the organism in Eukaryota, Viridiplantae, Streptophyta, Magnoliopsida, Malpighiales, Euphorbiaceae.